Messenger RNA from Mycetomoellerius zeteki, 944 nucleotides. Its product is annotated as geranylgeranyl pyrophosphate synthase. Gene Ontology annotation, molecular function: prenyltransferase activity. Gene Ontology annotation, biological process: isoprenoid biosynthetic process. The record is from RefSeq and is a predicted model, not a curated record. Lineage: Eukaryota; Metazoa; Arthropoda; Insecta; Hymenoptera; Formicidae. The coding region runs from base 294 to 794 and encodes 166 amino acids. The transcript has 4 exons.
AAAGCUCUCGAGCUACAAGAAUAUCUAAUGAAAAAUGGGAGGCUCCAUUUAAAAAAUUCAAAGCGACCUUGCCCUGACCUUGACAACGCCACCCAAGGUCAAACCAAUGAUACCAUCUUAUGUCCCCCUCGAAGUCACAAAACUUUUGUCUGAAACAUUUUUCGAUUUAACGCAGUGCUUCUGAGAUAUUUGAAUGGAUUCUUUAAAAUGGGACACCCUGUAUAUACAUAUAUUAUUAUCAGGCAAAACAGGUAUAUUCGGAGCAAUUAUUAGAGCUGCAUAGAGGUCAGGGAAUGGAUAUUUAUUGGAGAGAUAAUUUCAUCUGUCCAACUGAGGAAGAAUACAAGACUAUGAUAAUAAGAAAAACUGGUGGGCUCUUCAAUUUAGCGGUAAGAUUAAUGAAACUGUUCUCAACUUAUGAAGAAGAUCUUUCGUCAUUAAUAGCUACUUUAGGAUUAUAUUUUCAAAUACGCGACGAUUAUUGUAACAUGUGCCUCGAUGAUUACGCUGAGAAUAAAAGUUAUUGUGAAGAUUUGACUGAAGGAAAAUUCAGCUUUCCGAUUAUUCAUGCCCUUAGAAGCAAUCCUGAAGAUAGACAAAUAAUAAAUAUUUUACGACAACGAACAAAGGAUAUCGAAGUGAAACGUUAUUGCGUUAAAUUAUUAAAGAAAUUUGGUUCCUUUGAAUACACAAGAAAUGUACUUGAAGAAUUGGAAUCGACUGCGAGGGCUGAAAUUAAACGAUUAGGUGGUAACGCGCUUUUGGUGAAGAUUUUGGACGGGCUUAAGAAAUAGGAUCCAAAAUGGGCGCCUAAGGAUCCUUUAACUGGAACGCUUUAAAUUUAAGAUUACUUAUUUUUUGUAAAACGGCAAAAAAUAGCAUUACACAGGUUUUUAAAUAAUAUUACACAAUGCAAAAUAAUUGUAAUGAUGCAAGUGGUAAAG